ACAACUUUACAUUUUGUUUUCCAAGGCUGUCGCACGCCGUUUACCUCGCUUAUGUGACUCAUCCAGAAAAGCUGGAGAGGGGCCCGACAUAAGUGAGGCAUCAGAUAGUCCACCGUCAGCUUACUCUGUUGUGGAGCUAUAGUCUAGUGUUGUUUAACCAUGCACUCGUUGAAAGAGAUACGCAUGUCAAGCAAAGUCGUGGAGUUUGUUGUCAAAGAUUUAAAGAAGCGUGUUUUGAGGGACGCAGUGGCGGGUCUCCACACUGUUGUUCUCCCCGCAAUAUGUCGAAGCACAAAGGCGUCGCACUUGUACCAGCGAAACUCUUUUUACACGGACCAUGUAAAUAUGUGUAUACGCAAAAAAUCCCUUUAUUCCCGAGUGGAAGACAUGCUGUUCUACACCAUUACAGAUGGGCGGGAGAAGGUGCCCAUCUCCUAUUUCACCUCAGCCCUAAGGAAAACUGGUCUUCACCCAUCUGACCCUCGACUGAAGUGCAGCAUGGAGAAGCUUGAAAAUGCAGAGCAGGAUUCGGUUGGGGGGGAAGUGAUGAUGGACCGAGACCUGUUCCAUAAAUGUGUUGAAGGAAACCUCCUCCUUUUGAUCCAAGCCUUCAGGAAAAAAUUCAUCAUUCCUGAGUUUGAUGCUUUUGCAAAAAAGAUCAAUGAAAUCUACAAAACUGUGGAGAAGCAAAGAGAUGGGAAUGUAGCAGACUACAUCCCCCACCUAGCAAAGUUCAGCCCAGACCUGUGGGGAGUGUCUUUGUGUACAGUGGAUGGUCAGAGACACUCUGUGGGAGACACCAAGCUGCCAUUUUGUUUGCAGUCAUGCGUGAAGCCUCUGGAGUACGCCAUCGCGGUGCACGAGGCGGGGACAGAGCAGGUGCACCGCUACGUGGGGAUGGAGCCCAGCGGACUGAAGUUCAAUCAGCUGUCACUCGAUGAAGAAGACAAACCACACAACCCUAUGGUUAAUUCAGGAGCCAUCCUGAUCAGCUCUCUUAUCAAGCCUGGUUCAAACAAAGCAGAGAAGUUUGACUAUGUGAUGGAGUUUGUGAAGAAGAUGGCGGGCAACACCUAUGUGGGAUUCAGCAACGCCACGUUCCAGUCAGAAAAAGAGACAGGCGACAGAAAUUUUGCUAUUGGAUACUACAUGAAAGAAAAGAAGUGCUUUCCUGAAGGAGCAGACAUGAUCGAUGCUCUAGACUUCUACUUCCAGCUUUGUUCCAUUGAGGUGACCUGUGAAUCAGGAAGUAUCAUGGGGGCCACUCUGGCUAAUGGAGGGAUCUGUCCAAUCACAGGGGAGCGUGUUCUGAGUGCUGAGGCAGUCCGCAACACCUUGAGUCUCAUGUACUCCUGUGGGAUGUAUGACUUUUCUGGACAGAUGGCCUUUCAUGUUGGUUUACCUGCCAAGUCCGGCGUGUCAGGGGCCGUGCUGCUGGUCGUCCCCAACGUCAUGGGUGUGAUGUGUUGGUCCCCCCCACUGGACAGAGUAGGAAACAGUGUACGCGGAAUCCACUUCUGUCAGGAGCUGGUGUCAUACUUUAACUUCCACAACUAUGAUAACCUGAGACACUUUGUGAAGAAGCAGGAUCCUCGCAGGCCCAGUGGGGAUGACAGGAACAAGGCUGUGUUCAACUUGAUGUUUGCUGCCUACAGUGGGGAUGUGUCAGCCCUGAGAAGAUUUGCACUCUCAUCGAUGGACAUGGAUCUGAAGGACUAUGAUUGCAGGACAGCGUUGCAUGUUGCCGCUGCAGAGGGACACCUCGAUGUUGUGAAGUUCCUCACUGAGAUCUGUGAAGUGAAUCCAUUUGUAAAGGACAGGUGGGCUAACCAGCCUGUGGACGACGCCCUGCAGUUUGGACAUGACAGUGUGGUGGAGUUGCUUAAAGAGUACCAAAAGGUCUGCAGCCAAAACAAACUGCCGGCCCCUGAUGGUCCCCCCAAAUUGGAGACCGUGGAGGGCAUCCUUUGAUCCAUUUUUCAGGGGAAAUCUGAUGCAAAUACAGCCAGCAGAGCAGUUGUCUGAUCUCUUCUUUGUGAAACAUAAUGGUUCAUUAUAGCAGGUGUGUGUGUGUGUGUGUGUGUGUGUGUGUGUGUGUGUGUGUGUGUGUGUGUGUGUGUGUGUGUGUGUGUGUGUGUGUGUGUGCUUGUGUGUGUGUGUGUGUGUGUGUGUGCUUGCGUGUGUGUGUGUGUGUGUGUGUGUGUGUGUGUGUGUGUGUGUUUGCGUGCGUGCGUGUUUGCGUGCGUGUUUGCUUGCGUGUGUGUGUGUGUUUGCUUGGGUGUGUGUGUGUGUGUGACCUUGCUUUAUGCACGGUCAAGAGGUAGUUUUAUUUGACUGCAAUCAUGUUGAGGACAAAGCACAAAACAUUACCUCAGUGUAUCACUGCUACAUACUAUGCACUGUGCAAUUAUGCAGCUCAAUUUAUACAGAGAGCGAUUGUAUUUGUGAAGCGCACAAGCAACAUAACCAGAUUUGUGUUCUUUACCACUGGGAAAUGCACAACAGACAUCCCAAAAUAAUUACAACAAUUUAUAAUUGUAUUCUAGUCAACCCAUUAAAAGGUUGGCUGCUUUGCCAUAGGUAUAAAUUAUUUCCUUUAUUUAUAGAGAUUAACCUACUUGAACUCAUAUUUAAGAGAGGCUGUAAGGGCAACAAGAGGGGUUCUAUUCAUUGUAAAUAUGCAAUUGUAAUUAGUAAGCAUUUGUUUAUUAUACUGUUAUGGAGAAGUGCCUUACCAGGGCCUGUGGAGCACAGUAGCCUCCAAUUCAACAAGAGCAAUUCCACUAUUUUGAACUUUUCAAGGUUCCUCUAUUUGACUACCGUAAGAAGUUUCUGUAUUCUGAUUCUGUAUUUUUGGGAUCAGAAGUUGAGCUUUAAAUAUUUGUAUUUUUGUAAAACAAUGCAGAUUGUAGACUGGUCAGUCCUGCCUUGUGUUCAACACAUAAGGGAGAAGAGAAAAUAUGAUGCCAGUAUUGAACUUUAUUAUACGUAGUAUGAAAUAAGUUUGACUCUACGUUCCUUGGUAAAUUUUCUUUUUAGUGGGUGUUGCUGCAUGAUGGAGCGUCUUUAUACAAUCUGUUAAAUGCGUUAUGUUUUCAAGUAGAAAUGUGGCCGUUUGCCACGUGAAUGUUUUAAUCCAAAUGAAGAUUGUACCUUUAGCUACCUUUCAUUCUAUAGAAUGUGACUUAUUCUUUCCACUUAGAUAAAAACACAAUCCAUUCAUUGUUGCAUCUAAGGGACAGAUGGUUGAACAUUUGACCUAUCUGAUAGCAGAGCUUGCCUUAUUAUCACCUUGCUAGAAUGGAUUGGGCAAUAUGAUAUAAUUUGAUCACUUUGAAAUCCGGUUAGUGAGACAACUCCGGUAGUGUCCAUUAGAUGGCGCUAUGGAACCAUUAUACAAUUAUUCCUCACCUCUCGGGCUCAUCACACUACAAGCAUGAAGCAGAACCAAUCCCCAAGAGGGGAAACACACUGCAACAGCUCUGGGUAGGCAGGCAGUAGGGGCCUUGCUCCAGCUCACAAGAUAACUUUCCUCAAUGGAAAUAAGGAAUGUUAAUUUUAAUAAUGUUUUUAACUCUGAAGUUCCAUAUAUUUUGUAUGAAUGAUAUUUAUGACUGCAAUUUAAAUAAAAAAAAAGGAUUUGAGAUGGAUCGAAUGCACACGUACUUACGUUUUUCUGUCUACAAACUAAACUGGAAAUGUAAUUGGACUAAGCUAUAAUAUAUGGUACAGCAGGCCGCAAGGAUCUAUACAAUUAGAGCUGGUUAAUAGCCUACCAGUAGAGCAAAACAACAGUCAGACAAAAAUACUAUUGUGUUUGCUAAUUUUCCUCACAGUUUGUCAUCAAUUCUGUUUCUCUUGUAAUUCAGAGUUGAACAUUUUUAUUAGCCUCUAUCUGCGCAAUUCUAUUAACCAACAUAACAAAUUGUAAAAAUAGAUCGUGAUUAGACCUGCAAGUGGAGUUUUUCCCAUGAUUAAAAAACAGAACAAUUACCUUCUGCCGUAGUAAUAUUAGAAAUGCAGUGACCUUUUAAUUGUAUUCUGCAUGGAUAGAUUGGGAGAAAGUGUUGUCUGGGGCUGGAGUGUUGCGUUUCAUUCAGAUUAACUGCCAUUAUCGUGGGUAAUUAGUCUCCUAAUUCUCACAUAUAUCAAAUCAACGUGCAACCGUGUAAUACUCAGUAAAUGAACAAUUCAAGCAGCACAAUGUGGGUUCAGAGACAUUUGAAACAUUUAUAAAUGCUUGGUAUCACCACGAAGUGAUCAGCAGCCAGUAGGCCUAUGGCAUAGUGGCUGUAGUGAAGUUGUGCCUAUGCCAAUGAACGCUUUACGUAUCGUACAGGCGGGGCAUAUCAUCCAUACCAUACGCACCACGCCCUAAAAACAUUUUUACAGUGUCAUACAUAAUCCAAAAAAAUGAAAUAAUGUAGAUAAUAUAAAAAUACUAAGGUAACACAUCAUCACAUAAGUAGCAGUGGAACUUGAAACCCUACAGCAUAUUGUCAUGGAGGUUAUCGGGAUUACUAAACCCAUUAGUGACACAACGGUGGAACAAGGAAAGCGAGGGAAGGCCCCCAGUCAUAUUACAACUGUGAAGGUGGAUGCUUACUUUGAGCAGAGGUGUCGACUUGGGGAUC
This is a messenger RNA of Gadus chalcogrammus (walleye pollock), 4634 nucleotides long. It is a transcript of the gene gls2b, whose product is annotated as glutaminase 2b (liver, mitochondrial). The record is from RefSeq and is a predicted model, not a curated record. The transcript is spliced from 18 exons. Lineage: Eukaryota; Metazoa; Chordata; Actinopteri; Gadiformes; Gadidae. Gene Ontology annotation, biological process: L-glutamine catabolic process. Gene Ontology annotation, molecular function: glutaminase activity; protein binding. The coding region runs from base 160 to 1971 and encodes 603 amino acids.